AUGGCGACUGGUUUUGUUGGCACCGCUGACCUGGCCCUUAUUGAGGCUCCGGUUACUUGGCGCGCGUAUCUGAUCUGUGGCUUUGCCAGCUUUGGUGGAAUCCUUUAUGGUUAUGACUCUGGUUACAUCUCCGGUGUCCUGGGCAUGGACUAUGUCAAGGAACACCUUGGUGAAGCCGUCCCCAAGGAUAAAGACAACCCCACCGGUUUCGUUAUCCCAACCUCUCGCAAGUCUUUGAUCACUUCUAUUCUUUCUGCUGGUACUUUCUUGGGCGCCCUGGCUGGUGGCUUCCUCGCCGAAUGGAUUGGUCGUCGUCUGUCCAUCCUCCUCGCUUGUCUGAUCUUCUCCGUCGGUGUUGCCAUCCAGGUUGGAACCACCAGCGUUGGUGGACUGGUUGCCGGCCGUCUCGUCGCUGGACUGGGUGUCGGUUGCGUUUCCUCUGUCGUAAUUUUGUACGUCUCCGAGAUUAGCCCUCGCCGUGUUCGGGGUCUUCUGGUUUCCGCCUACCAGUGGGCUAUUACUAUUGGACUUUUGGUGGCUUCUAUUGUCGAUCAAGGUUGUAAGGACCGACCCGACAACUCUUCUUAUCGCAUUCCUAUCGGUCUACAAUUCAUCUGGGCGUCUAUCCUCGCAGCUGGUCUUUUCUGUCUGCCUGAGUCCCCUCGCUACUACGUCCGCUGUGAUCGGAUGGAUGACGCCCUGCGUGCUCUCGAGCGAGUUCGUGGCCAGCCUGGAUCCAACCCAGCUAUCCAAGCCGAGUUGGCGGAGAUUAAGGCCAACUACGACUAUGAGAUGCGUAUUGCAAGCACUUCUUGGGCUGAUUGCUUCAAGGGGGGUCUUCACCCUCGUGGUAAUUUCCGUCGCGUCCUUGCCGGUGUCGCUUUGCAGAUGUUCCAGCAAUGGACUGGUAUCAAUUUCAUUUUCUAUUAUGGAACCACCUUCUUUCAGCAGAUUGGCAUGAGCAAUGCCUUCCUGAUUUCGGUCAUCACCAAUGUGGUCAACGUCGUGACCACUCCCGCCUCAUUCUACAUGAUCGAGAAGUUUGGACGACGCAGCCUACUCAUCUGGGGUGCGGUUAUCAUGUGCAUCUGCGAGUUCAUUGUUGCCAUCGUUGGUGUUGCUCUCCCCCCAGAGGCGCGCGCAGCCAACAUGUGUCUCAUUGUUUUCGUCUGCUUCUACAUCGCCGCCUUCGCAACAACCUGGGGUCCCGGCGCCUGGGUCGUCAUCGGAGAGAUCUACCCUCUUCCGAUUCGAGCUAAGGGGGUCGCCCUCGCCACAGCCUCAAACUGGCUAUGGAACUGUGUCAUCGCUGUUAUCACACCAUACCUGGUCGACAAAGAUUAUGGAAACUUGAAGUCGAAGGUCUUCUUCGUCUGGGGCAGUGCUCUUUUCCUCUGUCUUCUGUUCGCCUACUUCGUCAUCCCUGAGACCAAGGGUCUUACCCUUGAGCAGGUUGAUAAGAUGCUGGAGGAGACUACACCUAGGACUAGUGCCAAGUGGAUCCCUCAUAACACCUUCGCUCAUGAGAUGGGCUUCGCACAGAUCGGCGGCCCCGGCGUUGAGGAUUCCAAGUCGACUGUCCUAAUGGAGCACACCGAUGAGCCUCACACCGCUCUUCGCACUUCUUCUUAUGGCCGUCCUGCCAACGCGGUCUAG
Penicillium soppii is the source of this 1656-nucleotide messenger RNA. Its product is annotated as sugar porter family MFS transporter. Gene Ontology annotation, biological process: transmembrane transport; carbohydrate transport. The record is from RefSeq and is a predicted model, not a curated record. Gene Ontology annotation, cellular component: membrane. The coding region runs from base 1 to 1656 and encodes 551 amino acids. The transcript has 4 exons. NCBI's taxonomy places the organism in Eukaryota, Fungi, Ascomycota, Eurotiomycetes, Eurotiales, Aspergillaceae. Gene Ontology annotation, molecular function: carbohydrate:proton symporter activity.